CAGCAGUCAUAUACAUAGACGACUCCCUCUUCUGGCGACCUCGACCUUUCCGCCACCCUCUCGACAAUCUCAUCCGUACGUAGCACGCUUACGCAGUUUGCUAUGCGACAUCUCUCGCCUUCGAGAAGUUCCAGAUAGCGAGCCUUGAGCAUCUGGAACGCAACUCAUCAUGACGGGCUUCAACUUUAACAAUCUUCUCAAUUCUAUCGGCAAGCCAGGCGCGACUCCUUCGCCGAAGCCUACGACAAACAUCUCAAAACCGCCCACAGCAGCCGAGAGCACAGCCAACCCGCAAGCGCUCAUGCAUCGCGAGAAGCCUCGUCCCGUACCUGCACAUGUCACAGCAGGAGUUAAGCGAAAGGCUGAAGCCCAGUCUUCCGCGCCACAGGCAAAAGUAACAAGGACGGAAGUCAAGGUGCCUGUACGGCCUAGUCAGAAUGGACAAGUGGCCAGUGCAAAGCCAGUGAUCUCCACCUCUACCGCUACAGCAGCAUCAUACAAAGGCACAUCGAGCCCUUCGACCUCUUCUCAGCCGGCCAAAUCUGCAGCGAAGCCGGCAGCGGCUGCCCCUAAACCCGCUGGAAAUGGCGCACCCGCUGCCCCGAAAGGAUUUGCUGCUAUUCUGGCACAGGCCAAAGCCGCUCAAGAGGCAUCCAAAGGAGCUGGAACCAACACCAUCAAGCACAAGCCCGUGGAGAGGUUGACGAAGAAAGAGCGGAUGCGUCUUUCUGCUGCAGAGGAUGAAGAUGAACAAGAAGGCUACGACUCGUACGAAUCCGACGACAUGGAAGCCGGCUUCGAUGACGUUGACGGCGAAGAGCAGUUGGCCUUGAAGUCCGCCAAGAAGGAAGACCUCGAGGCUCUGCAAGAAGAAGAGCGGCAUAGACGGGAGAAGGAAGAAAGGAAACGCAAGUUGGCGGCUCUUAGUAAGACUGCUGCUGCUGCCAAGAAGAGGUAUUGA
This is a messenger RNA of Pseudocercospora fijiensis CIRAD86, 961 nucleotides long. RefSeq lists its product as uncharacterized. Gene Ontology annotation, biological process: nucleosome assembly; regulation of DNA-templated transcription. The transcript has 3 exons. The record is from RefSeq and is a predicted model, not a curated record. Gene Ontology annotation, molecular function: histone binding; DNA binding. The coding region runs from base 170 to 961 and encodes 263 amino acids. Lineage: Eukaryota; Fungi; Ascomycota; Dothideomycetes; Mycosphaerellales; Mycosphaerellaceae. Gene Ontology annotation, cellular component: nucleolus.